This is a messenger RNA of Fraxinus pennsylvanica, 3057 nucleotides long. Lineage: Eukaryota; Viridiplantae; Streptophyta; Magnoliopsida; Lamiales; Oleaceae. The record is from the annotation of a GenBank genome assembly.
AUGGAUGACCUGGAUGUGUUGGCACGGGAUUUUGGGUUCCGGCCUCAAGGGAAAUCGAAUCCGAUGAGAUCCGACCAGGCGGAUCGCCGCCCUGCCCGAUCUGUUGACGAUCAGAAACGAGAUGGGAUGUUGUUCAACGAUGUAUUUGGUGGGCCUCCUAAGUAUACUUCGAGUUCAAGUUCAAAUAAUAGUAGUAACAAGUCGGCAAUGAGUGAUUUUGAAUAUGAAUCGAUUUUUAAGUCGGAAUCGAAAAUUUCGAACAGUAAUACUGGUGGUAAUAAGAUGUCGUCCUUUCCGGUGUAUGAUAAGCCCGUUUAUGACGAUGAUGAUAUAUUUGAUGGUUUACCGGGGUUGAAGAGCAAACUGGGUACUUCAUCGGUCAGAUUUGAUGAUAAUGUGUUCGCAUCAAUUGCAUCGCCUCCGUCCACAAAGAGCAGGAAUCAGAAGGCUUUUGAUGAUUUGUUGGGGAACUUCGGUGGAAAUGACAAGUUUGGGGAGAGCAUUAACAAGAGCAGUAAUGCUAAGAGCAGCUCUACUUCUCGAGGGUUCGAUGAUUUGCUACCUGGGUUUGGGAGUGGCAUUCCUGCCAGUAGCAACAGGCCAAUGUCAGAGUCAAAUCGAGGAUCCACUCCAACCGGGAAUACAACUUCAAAUGUGAUGGAAGAUCCUUUUGUAGUUAUGGAAUCAACAUCAACUCCCAGAUCAUCGUCUGGAGUAUUUAUUGAUCCUCUGGAGGAGAUUGGUAAUCUUGGUAAAUCUAGAAGUACAAGGGCUGAUGCAUCCUCUGGUAGCGAGGGAGUAUUUGAUGACUUAGAUCCCCUUAAUGGGUUUGGAAAACCUGUGCAUCCAUUUUCUCCUGGGAGGGAUAAUGGAGGGAAGGACGGGAGCCCCUCAAGAUCAGGAACACCUGUAUCUUCUAGUCUUAGAGAGCAGACCAGGAAGUCUUCUAACAGAUAUUCGGAGAGCAAUGUGGAGAAGAAGUUUCCUGUUGAAAAUUUUCAGGAACCUCCCUUGUUUGAUGUGCCAGAUGUUUCAUCACAUUCUCAUAAAUCCUUUGGUCAUUCCAAUCCAUUUUCUCCUGGGAGGGAUAACGGGGGGAGCCCCUCAAGAUCAGGAACACCGGUAUCUUCUAGUGUUAGAGAGCAGACCGGGAAGUCUUCUUACAUAUUUUUGGACAGCGAUGUGGAGAAGAAGGUUCCUGUUGACAGUUUUCAGGAACCUCCCUUGUUUGAUGUGCCAGACGUUUCAUCACAUUUUCAUAAAUCCUUUGGUCCGACUGCUCCUCCAUACUACGAAACAACCUCCCAGGUCGAUGUGUCUCAGUCGACAGAUGAGCAGGGACGGCAAUCGGAUGACGUAUGGCUUACCGUAUCAGAAAUUCCUCUUUUUACUCAACCCACUAGUGCUCCACCCCCUUCACGACCACCUCCACCAAUUCCUCGUCAAACUUCAAAGUCAGAAACUGGCUCCUACUCUUCAAAUUCGAGAAAGAAGGGUGAUGAAUUUUUUUCUCCCCCGAGUUAUAAUCAAUACUUUCAAAAUCCUAAGCUUGCUCAACCUGCGGCCAAUAGCCCUCCAGUUUCACAGUUGGAUGAACUUGAUGAUUUUGCCAUGGGUAAGUCCCAUAUCAGUGUUGAUGAAAGUGCCAGUUUUCAUGCUAGUGAAGAGUGUAAUGUGACCUCUGCAGCAGCUGCAUCUGCAGCUGCCAUGAAGGAUGCUAUGGAUAAAGCUGAGGCAAAAUUUAGACAUGCUAAGGAAGUACGCGAAAGAGAAUACGCAAAGGCUUCUAGAAGUAAGGAACCUGUGCAUCUGGAAAAUGAUGUCCAGCAAGAUGAUCUGGGGAGAGAAUUUAGGGAAAACCAUGAGAAAUUAGGGCGUGAAAGGAAUCAGGCAGAAGAGGAAGGGAGGGAAAUAAGGAGACUUGAGAGGGAGAGGGAAAGAGCCAAACAGAUUGAAAGGGAAAGGGCUAGACAGGCUGUAGAAAGGGCUACCAGGGAAGCACGUGAAAGAGCUGCUGCUGAAGCUCGCUCAAAAGCUGAAAGGGCUGCUGUUGAGAAGGCAAAUGCUGAGGCCAGAGGACGUGCUGAAAGAGCAGCAGUUCAGAGGGCUCAGGCUGAAGCUCGUGAAAGAGCAGCUGCUGAAGCUAGAGAAAGAGCUGAAAAGGCUGCUGCAGAAGCUAGAGAAAGAGCUGCUUCAGAAGCAAGGGAGAAAGAAGCACGGGAAAAAGCUGCAGUUGCAAGGUCUGAAGCUGAGGUAAGGCGUCGAGUAGAACGAGCUGCUGUUGAAAGGGCUGCAGCAGAGGCUAGGGAAAGAGCUGCUGCAGAAGCGCGUGAAAAGGCAUCAGCUGCUGCAAAGAUGAGCCAACAAAAGAAAGAUGACGAUCUGGAAUCCUUUUUCAGCAUGGGAUCUCGAGCAAGCAGUGUACCUAGGGCCAGAACAGAUUCGGUUGAUCCUGUGUUGAACCAGCAAUUCCAGAACAAGGCAGGAUCUGAAGCUGCAAUGAGGACAUCUUCUAGUGGGGCCUCCAAUAUGCGAAAAGCUUCUUCUGCUACUAAUAUCGUUGAUGAUCUAUCUUCUAUUUUUGGAGCUGCUGAAUCAUCUGGAGCAUUCCACGAGGUUGAAGGGGAAACUGAAGAAAGAAGAAGAGCCAGACUUGAACGCCACCAACGCACUCAAGAGCGGACGGCUAAAGCACUUGCUGAAAAGAACCAGCGCGAUCUUCAAGCUCAAAGGGACCAGGAAGAAAGACAUAGGAUCGCUGAAACAUUGGAUAUUGAAAUCAAGCGUUGGGCUGCAGGGAAAGAAGGAAAUUUGCGUGCUCUACUGUCAACUUUGCAAUAUGUGCUUUGGCCUGAAUGUGGAUGGCAGCCUGUUUCAUUGACAGAUUUGAUUACUGGUGCCUCUGUCAAAAAAGUAUACAGGAAAGCUACUCUUUGCAUCCAUCCUGAUAAGGUGCAACAAAAAGGUGCCACUCUCCAACAAAAGUAUAUUGCUGAGAAGGUGUUUGACCUGCUUAAGGAAGCCUGGAACAAAUUUAACUCGGAGGAGCUAUUCUAA